Messenger RNA from Mesocricetus auratus (golden hamster), 1454 nucleotides. RefSeq names its product C2 calcium-dependent domain-containing protein 4A. The transcript has 2 exons. Bases 249 to 1271 code for a protein of 340 amino acids. Lineage: Eukaryota; Metazoa; Chordata; Mammalia; Rodentia; Cricetidae. The record is from RefSeq and is a predicted model, not a curated record.
GCUCGGAACUUGGUAGGAAGAGAUGGCUGCAAGGCGGGCUGUUCGUUGUCUCUUAGGAUUGGGCUCUUGGCUGCUGGGCGGGACUCCGGCUAAGGCAUAAAAGAGGAGCGCCACUGUCCCUCGCUGCAGUGCUGAAGGUGGAGCCCCAGCUGUGAAAGGGUCAUCAGUAGUGUUCUUGCUCAGACCCAGCGAGAUUGAAGAAGAAAAGGUACGCUUCUGUCAGCUCCACUCAAACGCAGGCUAGCAGGAUGCGCCUCCUCGGUCGACUCCGUUCCUCUGCUCCUGAGCCCGCCUUCUCCAACGUGCUCACUCCGGGCCGCAUCCCAGAGUUCUGCAUCCCCCCGCGACUGCCGGUCCCCGGCGUUCCCGAGACUCCUCUCCCGGCUGCCACACUGCCUUGGCGCUGCGCGGCGGAACCGGACCUGUGGCCGCGCACGCCCACCGACCACGACGAUAAUGACUUUGACCACGCAGGUCGCACCGACUGGGACCCUCGCUCACAGGCCGCGCUCUCGCUGCCGCACCUGCCCCGCGCGCGCACCGCCUACGGCUUCUGCGCGUUGCUCGAGAGCCCGCACACGCGCCGAAAGGAGUCGCUCUUCCUCGGCCACCAAGGCGUUCCCCGGCCCGUACUUCGCCGCCGCGCGCACACCUACGCGGGCCCGCGCCGAGCCUCGGACUCUGCGAGCGCCGCCCCGAUCGAUCUGGACUCUGCUCCACAACCCGCCCCUGUGCCCCGCAUGCGCCGCCUCCUGCGCUCUCCUGAUGGGCUGCUGAGCCGCGCUCUGCGGGCCCCUCGCGGUCGGACAAGCGCGUGCCCUGCGCCCAGUGGCGACAAGCACGAGCGCGCUGCCUCCUGUGUGUCCCCGAUCCCUGCGAGUCCUCGUCCCGAGCGUCUGCAAGCCGAGGCCAGCGUGCCCCUGGGCCACGGGGACUGCACGCUGCGCCUGGCCGCCGAGUACUGUCCGCGCAGCGCGUGUCUCCGACUCCGCCUGCUGCGUGCCGAGGGUCCGGUCGUCGCGUUCGAACCCCGCGCCCUGGGCUGUCGCCUCAGUCUGGUGCUGAGGCAGUCGGGCCAGCAGCGUGCCAGCGUUUUCCGUCGCAGCCGCAAAGCCACCCUGGACCAGGACUGCUGCUUCGACCGGCUCUCGGAAGAGCAGCUGCGCCGCUUGUCAGUUCGCAUCAAGGCCGAGAGCAAGGGCCGCGGAUUGGAGCGUGGACGGCCACUGGGCCAGGGCGAGCUGCUGCUGGGCUCACUGCUGCUGCUCUGAGCCCAAAUUCCAUGGGGCCAUGGACAGUGAAGGUUGCUUGGCCUUGAGAUGCACACAGUCUUGGCCCUCGGACAUUCAGAGCCUCUUGGACGCUGACAAUGGCUCGGCCCUGGGACACACAUAACCUCUUGGCUCUGGUACACUUUCCCUUUUGUACAAAUAAAGUAUUUAUUUUUCUAUUUA